AUGACUGUGACGAUUGACGAUGCUAUGUGUGAUGGAAAGGAAGCUUCGGGAAGCUCCUUGACUUUAGUGGUGGACGUGAUUGUUGUUGCUGCGGAGAUCACGAAGGCCUCAGCUACGACACUCGAGGUUGCAAUGGUGAUUGGUGGUGGUGCGGUCGAUGAUCGCGUAAGAGCUAUGAUUAGCUCGGUGGCUGAUGUUGGUGAUGAGAGAGCUACAAUUAGCUCUUCAUUGGCGGCAGUUGAUGAUGAUGGGGCUACGGUUAGAUUCUUCGUCAACGGAGACUCGAUCAGUGAUCUGUCCCUCGUUAGAACCCCAGCCCUAGCGGUUAGGGUUUCAUCAUCGUUGCUGGCGGCGCUCGUGGCCUCGGCGAAAGGUGGUUGCGUAUCCCUUGUCAUGGCAGAGCGUGGUUGCAUGUAA
This is a messenger RNA of Linum trigynum, 417 nucleotides long. NCBI's taxonomy places the organism in Eukaryota, Viridiplantae, Streptophyta, Magnoliopsida, Malpighiales, Linaceae. The record is from the annotation of a GenBank genome assembly.